Messenger RNA from Closterium sp. Naga37s-1, 711 nucleotides. The record is from the annotation of a GenBank genome assembly. Lineage: Eukaryota; Viridiplantae; Streptophyta; Zygnematophyceae; Desmidiales; Closteriaceae.
AUGGCGGUGCCGAAGCGUGCCGCGUCUGCGGGGCUCCCAAGUGUGCAAGACACCUCUGCCACUCUCCAGCAAGACACCUCUGCCACUCUCCAGCAAGACACCUCUGCCACUCUCCAGCAAGACACCUCUGCCACUCUCCAGCAAGACACCUCUGCCACUCUCCAGCAAGACACCUCUGCCACUCUCCAGCAAGACACCUCUGCCACUCUCCAGCAAGACACCUCUGCCACUCUCCAGCAAGACACCUCUGCCACUCUCCAGCAAGACACCUCUGCCACUCUCCAGCAAGACACCUCUGCCACUCUCCAGCAAGACACCUCUGCCACUCUCCAGCAAGACACCUCAGUAACGCCCGCAAGAUGCGGAGCGUGCUUCAGAAGGGGUACACACCUACACCCACCCACACUCCUCGCCCUUUCAUGCACGCACCUCUGCCAUUCUCCAGCAAGACGCCUCAGUCGCGCCUGCAAUAUGCUGAGCGUGCUUCUCAGAGGGGGAAUGCCAUUCCCCCAUGCACGCGCUUCCCCUCCCCCAUGCACGCGCUUCCCCUCCCCCAUGCACGCGCUUCCCCUUCCCCAUGCAUGCACUUCCCUUCCCCAUGCACGCGCUUCCCUUCCCCAUGCAUGCGCUUCCCUUCCCCAUGCACGCGCUUCCCUUCCCCAUGCAUGCACUUCCUGCCCCCCAUGCACGCACUUCCUGCCCCCCAUGUAA